This is a messenger RNA of Lonchura striata (white-rumped munia), 11835 nucleotides long. NCBI's taxonomy places the organism in Eukaryota, Metazoa, Chordata, Aves, Passeriformes, Estrildidae. The record is from RefSeq and is a predicted model, not a curated record.
CCCCCUCUGCCGGCGCUGCCGCAGAGCCUCCACCGCAACGCGAAGCCCACACAGCCGCUCCGGUCCGCCCCUCCUCUGGUCUGUCACGCUCGGCGGCUCCUCCGAGAGGCUCCUCGCUCCCUCCCUCAGCCUCACGCCGCGAGCAGGAGGCAGCGGCAGCUGGAGUGGAGGGAGCACCGCGUCUCUCCGCCGCCUGCGCCCCGGUUGAGUAUUACAGCUUCACUUGUACCUGGGCUUUUUCUACUGAUGUCCAACACGCAGUAGACAUUCCAAACAAUAUUUGGCAGGUGCCUUUGCAGCGUAGCAGCAGUCCUUUUGAUACAGGAUGGAGGACACAUACAAAGACAGGACUUCGCUAGUGAAAGGGGCCAAAGAUAUUGCUAAAGAGGUGAAGAGGCAAGCAGUGAAAAAAGUUAAUAAAGCAGUUGACAAAGCCCAGGAUGGCUACACACAGAGAUCCUACAGUCGAUUCCAGGAUGAGGAAGAUGAUGAUGAUGAUUACUAUGGUCAAGGAGGAAAUUAUGGUGUAGAAGCUAAUGAUGAUGAAGGAUCAAGUGAAGCAACUGAAGGACAUGAUGAAGAUGAUGAAAUUUAUGAAGGAGAGUAUCAGGGAAUCCCCAGCACAGGGCAGGGUAAGGAUGACAUGGUGGCCUUAGGUCAGUCUAUGCGUGAUGAAUACAAGGAUCGUCGUGAACUGGAAACAGAGAGGAAAGCUGACGAAGAAGAGCUAGCACAGCAAUAUGAAUUGAUAAUACAAGAAUGUGGCCAUGGUCGUUUCCAGUGGGCCCUCUUCUUUGUGCUAGGAAUGGCCCUAAUGGCUGAUGGAGUGGAAGUGUUUGUGGUUGGAUUUGUGUUGCCCAGUGCUGAAACAGAUAUGUGUAUACCCAAUUCCGGAUCAGGAUGGCUUGGGAGUAUCGUGUACCUUGGGAUGAUGGUGGGGGCAUUCUUCUGGGGAGGCUUGGCAGACAAGGUGGGAAGGAGACAAUCACUCCUGAUAUGCAUGUCUGUCAAUGGAUUCUUUGCCUUCCUUUCAUCCUUUGUCCAGGGCUAUGGCUUCUUCCUCUUCUGUCGCUUGUUUUCAGGAUUUGGGAUCGGUGGAGCCAUGCCAACAGUCUUCUCCUAUUUUUCGGAAGUGCUUGCUCGGGAGAAACGAGGUGAACACCUGAGCUGGCUCUGUAUGUUUUGGAUGAUUGGUGGCAUCUACGCUUCUGCAAUGGCUUGGGCAAUAAUUCCUCAUUAUGGAUGGAGUUUCAGCAUGGGCUCUGCCUACCAGUUCCACAGCUGGCGAGUAUUUGUGAUUGUCUGUGCACUGCCUUGUGUCUCUUCUGUGGUUGCCCUCACCUUUAUGCCGGAAAGCCCACGGUUCCUGCUGGAGGUUGGAAAACAUGAUGAAGCUUGGAUGAUACUCAAGCAAAUUCAUGACACAAACAUGCGUGCUCGUGGUCAGCCCGAGAAAGUCUUCACUGUUACCAGAAUCAAAACACCUAAGCAGAUAGAUGAGCUCAUAGAAAUUGAGAGCGAUACUGGAACUUGGUACAGGAGGUGUUUUGUAAGAAUCCGCACAGAGCUGUAUGGUAUUUGGUUGACAUUUAUGAGAUGCUUCAACUACCCAGUGAAGGAUAAUACAAUCAAACUUACAGCUGUGUGGUUCACCCUGUCUUUUGGCUACUACGGCUUAUCUGUCUGGUUUCCUGAUGUCAUUAAACAUCUGCAGUCAGACGAGUAUGCAUCCCGAGUGAAACAUUUCCGCAAUGAGGAGGUCUCACAUUUUGUCUUCAAUUUCACACUGGAAAACCAGAUUCACAGCAAUGGAGAAUACAUCAAUGACAGGUUUAUUAUGAUGAAAUUUAAAUCAGUAACCUUUGAAGAUUCGCUUUUUAAGAACUGUGUUUUUGAAGACAUUACUUCACUGAAUACAUACUUCAGGAACUGUACUUUUGUGAAUACCACCUUCUACAACACAGAUCUCGAGCAGUAUAAAUUUGUUGACAGUGAAUUGAUAAAUUGCACAUUUUUUCACGUCAGGACAGGAUGCCAGAUUUCUUUUGAUGAUGACUACAGUGCCUACUGGAUCUACUUUGUUAAUUUCCUUGGAACUUUAGCAGUGUUGCCAGGAAAUAUUGUGUCCGCUCUGCUGAUGGACAGAAUAGGACGGUUAACGAUGCUAGGUGGUUCCAUGGUUCUUUCUGGCAUCAGCUGUUUUUUCCUGUGGUUUGGGACCAGCGAAUCCAUGAUGAUUGGUAUGCUGUGCCUCUACAAUGGCCUCACAAUCUCAGCAUGGAACUCUCUGGAUGUAAUUACUGUGGAGCUAUAUCCUACAGACAGAAGGGCAACAGGCUUUGGCUUUCUGAAUGCACUAUGCAAAGCUGCAGCUGUACUUGGAAACCUAAUAUUUGGUUCCCUUGUUGGUAUCACCAAAGCAAUCCCUAUUCUCCUUGCUUCUACUGUUCUAGUAUGCGGAGGUCUGGUGGGACUUCGGCUUCCUGAUACAAGAACACAGGUGUUGAUGUAACUGGAAAAAACAUUCAUUAUUUAUUUCCUUCUUUGUACAAAUGCCAUUCUCCUGACUGAUGGUGCAAAGGCUUCAGAUUCUCAACACACAGUAGAGUGCUCAAAUGCCAGAAAUCAAACUCAAAAGAUACUUUGGAGUAGCAGAGAUUUAGCAUGUAUGAAAGUUUUACAUUCUUAAAUUUAAAAUUAAUUUAAAUUUAAAUUUAAAUUUAACUUUUGUUUGCUUGCAUACUUUGUUGUUCAAACCCAUUUCACUUUGAAGUGCAAAGCUACCUCUUAAAAUAGUUUUGGUGACAUAUCCAGGAAGGUAAAAACCAUACUGAUAAUUAGAUAUUUAAAAUGCAAGCAGUCAGAUUAUUUCAAAAGCACAUGCUAAAUUUGGCCAUGGCAUUAUGAGCUUUAGUAACAGUACAGACAUACAAGUCAAUUACUUAGCAGUAUUGGUGUGGGGAAUGUUAAUGUUUCAAUGCAUGCAACAUUUAUCAGGAAACUCAACUGAUUGCAUCAGUACUGGGAACAGUGACCUUCUGCAGCUGUGCUUAGGUGAUAAAAACUUGCAUGCAAUAACUUGUAGGCAGUGAUUCUUCCUUGGGAAACAUUUUUAGGCAGAUUCAAUCUAAGCAAAGAUUACCAACUACGCCCCAUACUGACUGAGGAGAAGGCAACAACUACUGCAGGGAAUAUAAAAGUCCAUAUAGGUAUGCAGCAGAGAGAAUAACAAAAUUAACAUUUUCGCUUUUUUACUGCUGAUGCUACUUUUGUUUUAUUCUUACUUGUGGCAUCUGGAUUUUUUUUUUUCCAUUUAAAACAGUGAAUUUGUCUUAUUCCAGGAAUGAAUGAAUGCAAAUAGUUCUGCUGUUGUUAGUAACAAUAAAGGAAGAAUCAGGCCAUUGAACUAUAUGAUAAUGAUGAUACUUUCAGAUGUUUAUUUGGAAUUUAUAUAUGUAAAGACCUUAAUUUUUUUCAUAGUUUCUACACUUCUUAAUACAACCAUUUUCUCAGCUAAUAGCUCCAGAAAUGUCUGACCAUGUAAUAUUUUCAAAUAUCUUUUCGAAAAGCCACUAAGAAAUAAGCCAUGGCAAGGCUGCAGGGAAUAAUAAUGCUUUUAUUAGACCAAGUGCAUAGAUGGAAAGCAAAUGGUAGUAAAUACAUUCCUUCUAUGCUGUGGACUGUUCUGAUUACUGGAAAAUUCCCCAUCAGUCCUAAUGCUAUGCAAAAGUUUAUGGGAUCUCUUUAAAAUAUCAGCAUUACAAAUUUAAUACAGAUACAUUUAUAAAAUCAUCAAAGAAAGGAGGCAGAUCCUCUGAUGACAAAAACUGGCAUUGCUUUCAUUGGAGCUAAGAAAACUUGUAUCAGGUGAUUAACUAUCUGCAGUUUCAAGUGUGAAGUAACAAAUUUGCUAUAAAAUAUAUGAAAAUUUUUAUUCAGUAUUUUUUUUAAUUAUGUCUGACAGCAUUUAUUAGGUAGAUGAAGCAUUGCAAAGCAACUAAGCUUUCAAAUAAGGUCAUCAUAUAGUAAGCUAGACCUUUUUUCAUUGAUUUUUCUCUUGCUCUUAGAUGUGAGCUCGGAUUUAGGUAGUAAUAUGUGGCACUGAAGUCUUUAUCAGUUAUCAUCUUUGUCAUGUUAAAAGAAUCAGUAAAAGUCUAUGUAAGAAGAUCAUUCAACAUAUUUAUAGUUCGCUGUUAAAUCUACUGAUUCUAGAAGUGAUAUUUUCAGCUACUAACAAAUGCCUCUGCUACACAUUGUAGCACAAAAAAUGUUAGCCCAAGAUGCUGUUUUCUCCUAUGAAAUGAGAAAAUUGGCAGAAUUUAAAAAGCGUGAGUAUGGAAAACAGGGGGGCAUUAUUUUGAUGUUGGCAAUUUAAAAAAAAUUUAGCAAGUGUGUUUAUUUUGGAGUGUUAAGAUGAAGAUAUUUGAGAUGAAAUACUUUAUGUUUAAAUCUGACUUAGACAUGUCUCUUAAAUUUCUAAACUAUGCUAAUAAAUGAGCAUUAACUAUUUUUCACUAAGGCCUAGAAAAAAUUCUGGCCUUAGUUUUGUAUCUGUGGCCUUUUUUCCACUAAUCAUAGCCUUAAUAUUAUUUUAAGGCUGUUUUCUAUAAUUAAUACUAUAUUUGAGCCCUUUUUCUUCAUGCAAUUCAUUAGUAGCACAUGUUUAACUCCUUGCACAUACUGCACAUUUAUUUUGAAAUCUGAAGCCUCUGUACGUAUUUAGAAUAAACACCAACAACAAUGGUAUAAUAUUGCUUUGUGUUGCUGUGCACUGUCCUCUUGCAGUAGUAUAUUCUGUCCAUCUCUGCAUGUAAUUCCCAUAACAGAUGCAAUACUUCACACCUUCUGACCAGCUUGAAGGAAAUGGGUCACAGAAAAAUAAUAUUCAGCUUUUGAGGUCUAUGAUUCAAGUUUAACACUCUAAAAUCUCAUGACAUGUAAAUUUAUGUUGAUUUCUGUGUUGGUCUUAUAAUAAAUCCUGACUAUAUCAUAGGUCUGGGUUAAAAUCUGGAUGAAAAUAAAUGUAGCAAUAGGAAUUAGCAGAGAUUUUUAAAAACAGACACAGCAUAGUCCAGAAUUAUAAAGUUCUAAUGUAAAAAAAAUAAAAAAAAAUAAUAGUGGGUAGGAAUUGAGAGAAUAAGUAAAUGAGAGAGAUGAACAAAGAAAAGAAGCAAGAACAAUUCCAUUCCAACACAUGAAACAAAACAAAACUUAAAGGUAAAAUUUUCCCAGAUGGUAAGCUACCUGGUUCAACAGAUUUGAGCUAGUGUGCAAGCCAACACCAAAGUUGUUUGAAUAGUCAAUAGUUUUUGCUUGAGCACAGUAAAGAUUUAUCUCAUAAAAACAAAAAAGUGAAUGCAAUUUCACACUAUAAAUAACUUUGUGAGAUACAUGAAAUCCACAGACUGGAACAGAAAUCUAUGGCAAUCUGGCCACAAAUGUUAUUCACAUUAUAAGCAAAAGAAAUUUGACUAGUCUUCAGCAAUUCCAUCUUUUCUUGCAGCCUCCAAAGCAAUCACAGAUAAUAAAUAUUGAACAGAAGGAUCUGCACUGUCUUUCUAUGUCUACUUGCUUACAUGUCACACAAAGAAUUACUUAGUGGGAUGGCUAGAUUCCUAACACACCAGACAGAAGCAAACUUGAUAGCAUUUUUGUAUUACAAUUGCAAACCCUAUGUAAUCAAAACUGAUUAUUUGUUUAUUUUGGUCACAGACCUGACUGACUGCUAACUAGAAAUCCCUGUCAAUCAAAAGUGAAGUAGGAUAUAACAUCUAGGAAUUUUCUGUGCAGCUGAAAAGCUUAUCCCAACAGCAGCAAUGACAAAAAAGCACAAUGGCCCUUGAAAAUACAAAAGACUCACAGCAUUUAGAAUGCUGUUAACCAUAACAGUAAAAUAUUUUGAAAUUUGGAAACUGUCUACAAAAGAGACCACAUGCUUUCAUUUUUGGCAAGGAAAUUUUCUUUGAAUUAGCUUUACUCAUUACAGGUUGUCCAAUAGUAGAACUUGACUUAACAGACUCUAAUUUCUUGAAAGCAUCUUAUUCAUCAUGUUAGUACACUUUAACCAGCUUGGUUAUAUCCAUGCUAGGACAGUGCUGCUUGGAAGCAUGCGCUACAACAUUUGGGGGAACUAGGAAUAGGUGUUCACAGUGGAGCACUUAACAGGAUUGGUGGUGAAUGACCUACUGGGAAACCUUCUUCCUCUCAGCUUGAUUUUAACCACUUCCCUUACAGAGUUGUGUACUACAAAAGCUAGGCACUGAUGAAAAAGAAUUAGCCCCCCUUUCUGAUGGCUCUAGUAGUCUAUUCCUCCUUUAUCAUCUUAAGAAUAUGGGUCAAAGUUAAGACUACUAACUCAAGCUCUGCUUGCUCUCUCUUCCUGCCAUUCCAUUCAUUCCAUCCCAAAUUACUUUUCUUGCUAGGGGACCAGCCAUAAAGAAAAUAAAAACUCUCUCACCUGCUUCUGACUUCCCAAUAACAUUCAGGAAGAAGUUUUGUUACAUAUCUUUUGCAUUUUGGUUAUAACUUUUUAAAACAAUAUGUAAAGCAGCCUUAGAAGUCCUUCUGCAUGUGAAUCUCACCUUUUGAGACAGCCAGACUCCACACUUCCCUGCCUAUUGAGAAGGCUGACCUAAUACAAGGAGAGGUGUCCUCUCAGAAUAGCCCCUGUUGACCUCCUGAUUUGAGGGAAUCUUCUUGCCUGUGCACCUAGCUCAGCUCCAUUCAAAGGAAAUUAUAUUCUGUAUUCUUUUUUUCUUUUUUUCUACCACUUUGGAGCCUUAUCUUUGCAUAACUGCUCUUGAGGCACAAGAGCAGAUACCAAUUCUCAGCAAAGUAAUAUAGUCCUCAGUCCCUCAUAUGGACAGCCUCUGAGUGCUAGGCUUUAGCUCUCUUCCCCAUUCCGAGUUUUAAAUUAAUCUUCAAUAGUCAGAGAAAGAUGUUUACAUCCCGUCUCACCUCCUUACCUAAACAAGAUGAUAUCAUGUUAAUACAACCUAUAAGCCAUGUUUCCUGCUUAAUAACCUGGAAAUGCAAUUGAAAUUUCAAUCGCAAAGUUGAAAAAUGAAUCUUUGCACUCAGGGGGUCAAAGACACAAAAAGUAAAACUAGAAAUGCUCCACUUCCUCUGGUGUUUUGAAAGAAAACACACAUUCAGUAAUCAUAUUCCAUAAGAAAACACAUCUGAGAGGCAAACUGACUGUAAAAUAUUAGGUAUUUGCCUGCAUUAGUACUUUCAAAUGCUGCUAUUUGAGAAAACACAGCAUGAAAAUAGAGACUUUUGCUUGCACUUUCAAGGUAAGACACAGUUCAGUGAUGUAGAAUUAGAGGAGACACGUUAGCCAGAAAAUCUGGAACUCAGUUCAAAACAGGAAUUAAAUGGAAAGCAUCAACUUAAAAUGUUACUUGCAGAUCUCACCUUCCAUUUAACCUCACAUAGUCUACAACCAAUCCAUGUGCUGCUAUCAGCUUAAUUUGCUUUCUUCUAAUAACUUCAACAAGUGCUACAAAAUAUAUUUAGAUUCAUUAUCAUAAGAUUUUUUUUUUUUUUUUUUUUGGUAGAGGAAAAUUUCCUAUUUUUUUUUUUACAGGAAGAACCCUUCAACAUUUAGUCCCACUCUACCUCUAUAAGAUUGUUAUAUAGAAAAACUGAAAAAGAUAAAUUGGGCCUGAGUUAUUUACUUUUCUUAUUAAACAUUUUGUUGAACUAUGUACAAAGAUGCUGGCCUAUAAUAUGGAGUUCUGGGACUUUGAACACAAACUGUGGAACUCAAACAAAGCAGUAAUUUUCAGCAGUCUCCUCCCACAACAUACACAUGAGUUACAUUUAAUAGGACCAAAACACUUAGGGAAAAGUACAGUGCUUUCUAGGGAAAACCAUCUAUUCUCUUUGACAAAGGUCUAGAACAUAUUGGUCCCUUCAGACCAGUACGAAGUCUGAUAACCAAAGAUUGGAGAUUGCUUAACAACAGGACCAUUUGGGUGAGGAUGACCUGACAUUAAAGUAUUGUUCUUUCCACCCAGGUUCUCAUAAAUAUCCAUUUUAAUGACACAUAACCAAGAUGAUUUGUAGAGACCUUCCCCUGCUCUGGUCAACACAUUUGAGUUGUAGCCAGACAUACCAGCCCACAAAUGAAAGUGAGAGAGAAAAAGAGCUGGCAGGCACUUUCAGCACUCUCUCCACAGCUAGCCACCAAAGUUCAUUUCUCUUGGAUCCUAAGGGUCUGGUUUUUGCUUAGCUUUCUAUUUUCUAAUUUUGGGCACCUCCCACUUGCCAUUCAGUUUUCACAAGUAGUCACCACCAAGCAAGCUGAAGCUGCUUUAAUGCUAAAGGAUAUCACUCACAGCUCAUUGCAAGUAGAGUUCUCUGCAAGAGUCCAGUGUCAUAUGUGUUGUUCUAGCUUCAUUUGUUGUCAGGCGCUAGAGUUGUUGGCGAACACUUCUCCUGUACAAUUCUGCAUGUAUUCUUAUGUAUAAGGUCUUCUGUCCUCUUAAUGUCUGCUUUGUGUGACUAUAUGUAUGCCCAUCCCCCACCGGCUAUGUGAUAAAAAUAUUUUGUGAAUCUUACAUGGCUCUGUCUUACCCAGUUAAAAAAGAAGAGGGUUGGGAAAAAUAAUGAAAAAGAAUCAAAUUAAAUGUAAACAAUGAAGAGUUCAAGAAAUAGGUUUCAAUUAUUUUUAUUUUUUCAGAUGUUUUCUUCAGAUCCUAGCCUGAAGCUAUAUAAUAUUGUAAAUUGUAAAUAAAUAGUACACAGUUAGAAGUGAACACAGAAUGCAGACAUAUGUGGGUGAGUAUACACACAUAUGGACACAGUCACCUUUACAACAGAGAUGAAUCUUAAACUUUCAAACAAUGUCCUCAUCUCUUUCUCUGUGACAGUGUUACUUUCUUCAUUGUGCAUUAUAUUUUGAACACAAAUGACAUCCUGCUCCAUUCCUUGUGCAGAAACCUUUACUUAUUCAUGUGCAAAAUUGUUGGGAUGCCAAGAGUCAUCUCAGCUGGCCAUUAGCUUCCAGCCAUUGGAAGGGGAUUCCUAAAAUGGUCUGAAAAAUGAGCUUUGGCUUAGCUGUUGCCUUCCCCUGUCUGCCCAACCCACCCUCCUGCCCCAUCACACUGUGCCAAACAGCAAAACAGCACAUCAUGCAGAGGCACUGGUGUUCCAGUGACUAGGAGACACAGCACUCUCAGAUACAUAAACUCCUAAAAGCUAUGAAUUUUUGUCUUAUUCAACCAAAAGGCCUUCAAAAUGGUCCAUGGGGAUAUCAACACAUUUCUGUGUAAUGUAUGAGAAAAUAUCUGUGAUUUUCUGUAUUGUAUGUUUUUCAUUGUUUCUGCAUAUAUGGCUGCCGUUGUUCUAGUGAUGUGGUUAAAAAAUUAUCUGCUAAUGUUCUUAUCAGCAAUUUUUGACCAGCCUGAAACAGAGCCAUUGCCAGGGUGUUUUUCAAUUAAUGAUUAACACCCAUGAAGAUCUUCUACAGUAAUUAGUGCCAUAUAAGGUCAUGGAUACUAUAAAUUAAGCCAAUCCAGGGUGAAACAUACCCACAGAUCACAGUGGAAAGAGCUCUUCCAAAAGCUCUGGCAUCUGCUACAUUUCUUCUUUGCUCUUUUGAGGAAGUUCACUCUCUGCAGUAUCCUUUCUCUGGUAGGGGACAUGCACUCAUGCUACAGAAGUGGGAAAGCAGAAGAAAGGGCAUAUUCCUUUCACAGGAAAGAACGUAUGUUUGCUGUAGGAAAGCCAGCUCUAUAAUAAGAUUAAAACAAACAAACCAACCAACCCAAGCAGCUUGCUAUUCUUUUUUAUUCCCAUGUCUCCUUUGAAUUGAUAAACGAAAUACCAAUGCUUACGAAACCUUUGGGAGGAAGUUAAGAAAGAGUGACAAGGCUUACACGAAACUUCUUUGGCAAGGUGGAGACCUUUCCAAAGCAGUGAACAUAUGCAGUGAAUGAAACCAUAGCAUAUAGUUUCUAAUUGUGAUCACAAACAGGCAGUUUUAAGUAGAAAAUUGUCAUUCAAAUCUACAGCAGCAAAAGAUAGUACUACCUUAUAUAUGGAAAUCUGUAAACAUAGAUUAAAAUCAAUGGCUUGGAAGAAAAAGGGGAAUAUUUGAAGAGCUACUUAAAAACACAACCUCCCAUCGUCUCUUUUGGACAAACCUUUUAGUGCUUUCCUGUUCCUUCCUGCUACCAGUUGUCCUAAUAUUCCUAGUUUUCCUAAUAUUAGUCCUGUAAUGCCUCACAAAUGAAAUGAAAGGCUAAAUUAAAAUUUGCAACACAAAUUGAGAGCAGGAAUGAAGAUAGCACUGUAGGUAAGCUAGCUCAUUUAUAAGAAUUUUUAAAAUGCCCCAAGCUGCUGGUGGCCGCCUGCAUUUAUUGUCCUCCAAGUAGUUUAGGUUCCUACAAAGUGUUACAUGUCAGAAGCUUUGUAUGUGUAAUCUGAUCCCUGUUUAAAUCAGUGAAGCAAUUUUUUAGGGUCAGGAGCUUUGUCUUUCAAAAAUAUGAAGUAUGUGACUGUGUAUACUGCCAUGGUGGAAUUGCUACUUUUUUAGGAAGAAUAAUUUUAGCCUGGUUUUUCCUAUGAAUGUACUGCUUCACAAAUAUUAAAAGGAUUUCAGUACCAAUGUUACAAGCUAAGUGAAUCAACUGGCAACUUCUUUUAAUCAUUCUCUACAAAAUAUUGUAUUAAAUACUCAAGUUAUACUUUAAAAAAAUUGCUAUAUUAUCUUCAGCUGCACAACAGUGAGACAAUUAAAUUGUAUUUCAUGUUUGGCCUCAAAUAUAUGUAGGAAUAUACUGUAUCAAAUUAGAUAUUUUUUUUAAGUGGGCAGUUUCCAUUGCAGUGUAAUGACAUAUGUGCAGAAGCCAGGUAUCAAGGAUGCGGUAUAGAAAGUAGAGCUCUUGGUCUUCUCUGCAACUUAUUGGUAUUGUAAGGCCACUGAUUUUCUUAAAAACUUGUUCAUUUUUUACUUUCACUGCAAUUUAUUCGCAUUGUCAGCUUACUGAUAUUAAAAACCUGUUAGAAUAUUCUAAUGCUAAGGAACAGAAGGAAAACAUGUAUUCUUUCCUAGUUUUUGCAGUUGUUUUCUGUUCCCAGUUUCUGCUUCUAAACUACCACUCAAAUUUCCAACUGCUCUGAGCCAACUGGCCGUACCAUUUUUCAGUCUCCAGUGUACAAACACACAGGUAUGUCAGUGGCCAUGUGUCAUCAAGAAAAUCAUAACCAUUUCUGACAAUCUCCAUUUCUCAACGCAAGGUAACAUAUACAUAUUGUAUAUACGGGUAACAAGCUACUUUAAAAUUGAAUUGCCAUUUGAACAUGGGAAUUUGACUUCAGAUCUGCUAAUCUGCAUCAAGAUCUUGGCAAUGGUCCUGACCUCUCUGUUUCUUUCUUUCUUUAUUUCCUUUACUGCUGUGUGUGCCUGGAAAGCAGGUUAUAGUCAUCACUACUGUACAUAUGUAUUUGCAUGUGUGUACCUUGAUAAAUUCUCUCUUUUGGAGUUCUGAAUUUUUCAUUUCAAGUCCAGCUGGUACAAUUGUGAACUCAUCUUUCCAGUAUCCUCAUCUGUGUCUGAUUGCCAGCUUCCAAAAUGUUUGACCAAGUGUUUUGAUUAAGUCUUCUGAGGAAAGCUGUCUGUAUAUUUGUGGAAGGGCAUGCUCUAUGUAGGAUGACUGUGUACAGUAUAAAUCUAUAAAAUGUGGAAGUGUUUAUAAAUUUAUCUGCAAAAUAUUUAUCAUCUGUGUAACAAAUGCAAAGUUAUUUAGUGUACAUCAAAUUAAUAAAUGGGGAUGAUUUUUUGCUCUGCUAUAUUAAAAUAAAGAUAUGUUCUCUGCAAUGAAUAUA